This is a messenger RNA of Linum tenue, 309 nucleotides long. The record is from the annotation of a GenBank genome assembly. Lineage: Eukaryota; Viridiplantae; Streptophyta; Magnoliopsida; Malpighiales; Linaceae.
AUGGCGGCCAUGGAGAAAAUGAGGAAGCUUUGCAGAAUUGGAGGAGGUCGUGAGGGAGACGACGACUAUGGUGGGGUGGACAGUAGCAAAUUACAUAACAAAGAAAGGCAGCCAGUGGAUGGCUUUUCAGAAUUGGAUGGAUGUUUGCUGGACUCACAAAAGAAUGAGAUCUACAUGAACGAAGAUGAGCAGCAUCCUUCAAGCUCUAAAGUGAAGGAAACCAAGGAUAUUUUGAAGCUGCUUCGAGCUAUUGAUAAAAUUAAAGUCGAGGUUGAUCAGCACAAGAUGCACAGCAGUGGAUACGGAUGA